Somion occarium is the source of this 2390-nucleotide messenger RNA. Lineage: Eukaryota; Fungi; Basidiomycota; Agaricomycetes; Polyporales; Cerrenaceae. The record is from the annotation of a GenBank genome assembly.
ACGAACAUCAUUAUUUCGAAAUAAUCCCAAAUUCAAAGGCUCCUUUUAGCUCUUACGGUAUCUCAACACAGAUAUCUUCCAUUCAUUUCUUUACAUAGACUUUGUUAGAGACAAGAUCUGCGAUUCGGUCUCGCUUGGAACACUCAUAUCAACUAGCAAGCGCCAUCAGUCUCUACUUUCCCUACUCCCUUCACCGUUCCCAGCUCGCUAUCUCCUCUACGACCUUGCUGCCCCUCGGUACUGCUUGUUUUGUCUUCUGUAUUGACAUCUAUACCCCUCUAUCUGCGUGUCUCAACGCUCUCUCUCACCUGCCGACAGAAUCACGCGCUGCACGAACAAAGUCGAUCUUCUAUUCUCCGAGAAGUCGCUCCAACCCACACCGUACCAUACGCUAUCUAGCCCUUCCGAGCUAGUCCUCAAGACCGCGCGACAUAGUCAUCGAAUUGUUGUGAUUUUAGUGUCUACGAUAGUUCAUGAGCACGGCAUCCCCUUCUGCGUUUCUUCUAUGGGCAAUUCUGUCUGUUCUCUUCCUUGGUUUCCUUGUCUACCACCUAUGGAGUUACGACAGAUUCAACUGCCUUAGAUGGUCUUCCGGUCGCCAGCCGGGGGCGUUCAAGCGUGUUAUGACCUAUUCGUACCUAAGCUCUGUACCAUUGUUGGUUCUGUAUAGCAUAGCGACAACUGUCAUCAAAUUUAAAGAAGGUUUCGUAGUGGCCGCAGACAACAAAAUUAUUCCUAGACCUUUAGACUUCUAUUCUCCACAGGCCCAUAGCUGGAUCAUUCCGCUGAAUUUUGUGUUCAGUAUUGCGUGGUCCCUCGAACUAGUGACUCACCUGGAAGAGCUCGCGUUCUGGUUAUAUCUCCUUCACCAGAAACCUCAAAAGGAAGAAUGGUUCUCUAGCUGGGAAUACCGUUUAUGGUACCUUGGAAGCAUGAUUGGGAUCAUUGGUAUGCCCCUUACUGCGCUGAUCACCCGAAAAGAUGUCAACACGUGUGAUGCGUACAUCUUCCUAGUGGGCUCAGCCGGAUCGACCAUCACUACGAUCUGCUUCUUAUACGUGCUCUGGAGAUUCCCAGGAUUCAUUCGACAUGUCAAAGCGGAGGGCGCUGACCCAUCUGUGGUAGUCAGGUUGGCAACGUUCUACCAGCUCAAUCUGGCCCGCGUUGUUUUCAGGUUUCUUUUUACCAUACCAUUGCUCGUGAUCGCGCUGGACGGGAUCAUCGAUGGCCCACACAAUAUCAAUAAGAACGUGUUUUGGGCUGACUUCCUGCACAUGAUUGCUGGAAUAGGGUGUUUCGUCUCUACAUGUAUUACGCUUCUCAUCUUCUUCCCUCGCUCAAUCACCAGCGAAGCUGGCUAUCGCCCCAAAGCACCCACACUUCCUAACUCCCCAAAAAGUGCACCCAUUACACCGCCUUUCCUUAUGUCUCCCCAGACCACACACAUGCCUUCAACAUCGCCUCAUCCUACCAUACCUAUAUCCACUCUACAACACGAGACAGAAGAGUGGGACGUCUAUUCAAUCUCGCCUUCCGACGCAUCGCAUUACCCAAAUUCCGACCAAGUACCGCCAUAUCCUCAUCAGCCUCAGUAUAUUCCUUCCACAUUCCACCCUGCAGUACACCUACAAGGGCAGAGCCAAGGCAUUCUAUCUCAGUACCGCCCCCAGCCUCCAGACAGCACGGCAUAUCAGAGACAUCCAUUCCCACAUUCCCUCUCAAGCCCGCACAUUUUCUCACCGCCUGGGUCACCUCAGCAAAUCAGGAUACCUACACCUCAGUCGCCUCAGAGGGCAAGUUACAAACAUCAUAGUCGAAGAGUAUCUGCUAUGUCAACUCCGGACGGUGCAAGUGAUGCUACGGUCGGUCUAGGCAUCGGGACUCCGCAAUUCGAUGAUAGAGGGCAACAAGGCACUGCUGCGCGUCCUCGACCUCUUUCCCAAGGGCCGCCUAGUUCUGUGACCGUGCGACCGCCAUCCAUGAAUCUACAUCCUUAUGUCAUGACCUUCACGUCUCCAAUUGAUCUUACCGAUAUACCCCCACGAGACCCAUUCCCCCGUUCGAUGUGAUUCCCCCGUUUGUUCUAGUUAUCCCUGGUGCCAUUCUGUCGGAUGCAACACCGUUUCCAUGUAUUCUUGGACUAUUUAUGGCUUUCCCGACAUUCUACCCUUUCUUCUAUUUCGCCACUGUCUCUUCGUAUUUUGUGACCUUCUAUAAUCUUGGGUUUGGUCUCUGGUUUGUUUUGUAUUGGUAGGCGGUAAUUAGGGUAUGGUUGUACUAGUGCUGUAUUUGUAAGGACAUGGACCCUGGAUAUACAAAAAAGGUCACAUUAGUGUACCAUUAGAGACAUACGAAUUCAUAGAGAUAGCAAAUUGCGAUCACCAGAAAUC